GUGAAAAAUUUUAAGUGCAGCGUAAAUUACACAAAAAUAUUCAGGCAACUGGACAUCUGAAAAAUCUGGCAUGGCGAUGCGACACUUGACAGCCGCCAGAAUGGGCGUAUUGCUGAAAGUGGGCGUGCUGGGAUUUGUGGUGCUGAUGCAGCUGGUGGGAUCGGUGCUUGGACAUGGUCGCCUAAUGGAUCCGCCGGCCAGGAAUGCCAUGUGGCGAUUCGGCUAUCCCAAUCCGGUGAACUACAACGACAACGAGCUCUUCUGCGGCGGCUAUGCGGUGCAAUGGGAGCGAAACAAGGGACGCUGCGGCGUCUGCGGCGAUGCCUACCACGUCAAGUCGCCCAGGCCGCACGAGGCUGGUGGUCAGUACGCCAAGGGCAUCAUCUCCCGCUACUACACCGCCGGCCAGACCAUCGAUGUGGAGGUGGAGCUGACUGCCAAUCAUUAUGGCCGCUUCGAGAUGUUCCUCUGCCCGAACAACAAUCCGCGACAGGAGGCGACACAGCAGUGCUUCGAUCGUUAUCCAUUGCUCAUUUCGGGCAGUCGGGAGCAUCGGUAUCUGAUACCGCGCGAUGCCAAAAAGAAGGACAUAUUCCGAUACAAGGUGCGUUUGCCGCCAUAUGUCACCUGCACGCAGUGCGUCCUCCAGUGGACCUACUAUACGGCCAACAUGUGGGGCACCUGCGCCAAUGGCACCGAGGCCGUGGGCUGCGGCAAGGCAGAGACAUUCCGCAACUGUGCGGAUGUGGCGAUCGUUUCGAACACUGGCGGCGGUGUUCCACCGCUUUUCGUGAACAACAAGUCGCCAUAUCUGCUCUAUUAUCGGGACUAUCGUGCUCCGGCGGACAACAACGUCUUUCCACUUAUUGUGCGUGACCAGAAGUGCAUCGGCGCCCCAGCGUUCCGUACCUUGCCGGGCAUCGACAACUGGUGCGAGAUCAACUGCCUGCGCUAUCCGCCCAAUUGUCCGGAGGACGCCUGCCAAUGUCCUCAGGAGUGCGUGGCCAUUGGCGAGUAUGCUGGACAGGAUGGAGCUGACACCUACUGCAUGGACAAGUGCCUCAACUACGAAUCGGAGUGUCCGCCGGACAGAUGCCGCUGCUACUAAGACGGACUGCGAGCCACAGCUGUGCUGCCCACCCAUUGCCCAUGAGGAGGAUGCGAGAUGCGAGAUCCAAUGAAUUGAAUUUAAUCGAAGACACA
Drosophila simulans is the source of this 1203-nucleotide messenger RNA. RefSeq lists its product as uncharacterized. The coding region runs from base 71 to 1108 and encodes 345 amino acids. Lineage: Eukaryota; Metazoa; Arthropoda; Insecta; Diptera; Drosophilidae. The transcript has 6 exons. The record is from RefSeq and is a predicted model, not a curated record.